AUGGUUACUUUACCUUGGUUUAUACCGCAAUAUCGUGAUGUAAAGGAUGUGGAGAGCGCAUCCUUAAAUGAGACGGAUGGUUUAUUAUCUAGUACUCAAAAUAGUGUAGUUGAAUUAAGUGAAUUUCAAGAAUCUGAAGAUUUAAAACCACAUAAUUAUCAAAUUAAAGAAUAUCGAGAUGAGGCCAAUAGACCUUGGUGGAAAUUCUUUGAUGAAUUCGAAUAUAGAAUUACUUCAGAUCAAACAACUAAAAAGGACUGGUGGAGAUUUAGAUGGUUUGAUAAUACGAUGACUCCUGAAGAAAAGAAAUUGUUGAUUAAAUUAGACUUGACUGUUGGUGUUUAUGCUAUAUUAGGUUAUUGGGUAAAAUAUUUGGAUUCUGCUAAUUUGAAUAAUGCCUAUGUUAGUGGUUUGAAAGAAGAUAUUGGAAUGAAAGGUAAUGAUUUAAUUAAUACUCAAGUAAUUUUCCUUAUUGGUAAUAUUAUUUUUGAAUUGCCCUGGAUGUUCCUCCUACCAAGAGUUUCUUUGCCUUAUUUUUUAUUUGGAGCUGAAAUCAUUUGGUCAUUAUUUACAUUGAUUACAUAUAGAGUCACUUCAACUUCUCAAUUACAAGCUUUUAGAUUUAUUGUUGGAGCUGCAGAAAGUCCUUUCUUUGUAAUAUUUCAUUAUUCUGCUGCUUCAUGGUAUAAGCCAACUGAAAUAGGUUCCAUUGGAGCAAUCUUCUAUUGUGGUCAAUUCAUUGGAGUAUUGACAAGUGGGUUAUUACAAGGUGCAGCUUCGACUAUUAAUGGAUCUUUGAAAGGUUGGCAAUAUAUGUUUAUAAUAGAUGGAGUGAUAUCUUUUGCAGUUGCAUUCGUUACUUUGUUUUUGCAACCAGGUACACCACAAAGAUGCUAUUCCAUUUGGUUUACUGAUGAUGAAAUUAGAUUAGCUAGAAGUAGAAUGAAGGCAAAUGGUACUGAUGUACAUCAUGAUCCAAAGUCAUUCUUUGACAAAGAUACCUGGGGUAGAAUACUCAAAUCCUGGCAUUUCUGGAUUUUAAGUUUUUUGCAAAUGUUUGGAUUUAAUACAAACAAUACUUCGAGUGGUUCAUUUGCAUUAUGGUUGAAGAGUUUGAACAGAUAUACAACUCAAGAGUUAAACAAUUUAACGGCAGUUCCACCCGCUCUUGGAUUGAUUUGGAUUAUGAUUGUUUGUGUAGGUGCAGAUUUCACUGGUAAGAGAUUUGGUAUGGUCUUUUUCAGUUUUAUUAUGAAUUUUAUUUCCAACUUAAUUUUGGCAAUAUGGAAUGUGCCGGAAAGGACAAAAUGGGUUGGAUUUUAUUUAAGUUACUGGUCUUGGAGUCAAAGUAGUGUUUUCAAUCCCUUAAUUAGUGAUAUUUUAAGAGCAGAUAGCAAUCAAAGAGCCAUUGAAUGGCAAGCGAUUUAUAUUUUAGGUUUACAAUCUAGUGCUUGGGUUAGUAGAUUAGCUUUCCCAACAGUUGAUGCUCCUCGAUUCUUCGCUGGUUUCACGAGUUGUGCAGUUUUCAGUGUAGCCUUUAAUAUUUUAUUAGUAGUUGCAUACUUUUAUUAUAAAAGAGAUGAAAGGAAAUUAGCUUUGAAAAAUGGUAUCUACCUUUAUAAUAGUAAGACAGGAUCAAUUCCAGAACAAGCUAAAUUAAAAGAUUCUGAUGAUAAUCCUUCAAAGCUUAACUAUACAAUUGCUGUCGAUCUGUUAGAGGAAUCUUCCAACUAA
Molecule: messenger RNA, 1734 nt
Organism: Scheffersomyces amazonensis
Lineage: Eukaryota; Fungi; Ascomycota; Pichiomycetes; Serinales; Debaryomycetaceae
Product: major facilitator superfamily domain-containing protein
Exons: 1
Coding region: 1-1734 (577 amino acids)
Biological process (GO): transmembrane transport
Cellular component (GO): membrane
Molecular function (GO): transmembrane transporter activity
Source: RefSeq, a predicted model, not a curated record